Molecule: messenger RNA, 3772 nt
Organism: Chlamydomonas reinhardtii
Lineage: Eukaryota; Viridiplantae; Chlorophyta; Chlorophyceae; Chlamydomonadales; Chlamydomonadaceae
Exons: 13
Coding region: 579-2741 (720 amino acids)
Biological process (GO): signal transduction; peptidyl-serine phosphorylation
Cellular component (GO): cAMP-dependent protein kinase complex
Molecular function (GO): ATP binding; cGMP-dependent protein kinase activity; cAMP-dependent protein kinase activity
Source: RefSeq, a predicted model, not a curated record
GGCUCUGCUGUGGCAUCGCGACUGCUAGAUAGGCACCUGGUUUGGCUAUGUGCCUGUGGAAACCGACCCCGGCUAUGUCCGGGCGAUGAGGUUGUUCGGCCUCAGACUGUGGAGGGGCUCAGCCCCUUACGGCCCCUUUCUCCGUGACCGGGGAAGCACACCACUUUGGGGACUGCCAGCCAGUCCGCCCGAAAGCAGCCCGACGGAAUCAGCUAUUUACUGAGAGCCUUGGCGACACUAUAGCUUAUAUGACUAUGCUUGGGGAUCCACUCAUCUAACACACUGGCGAAUGUUGCAUACGGCCUGCAUGGCGCCGGUUAGGGCCCAACCCGACUUAAGUAACGUGGGCACCCGAUUCGCACAUAUAGGUAGGUGUUCCACACUGGGCGUCUGAUUGCGAACAGUCGAGACUACUCUAACCUGUCCUUUCGCUGUUUCGGCUGGCUUGCAUUUGCGUUGCUGUGUCCCGGCGUGCCCGGGCGUAGCCUGACAACCUGGCGCGCCAGGCGCUCGAGGCGCUCAAGAAACUCGACGCCCAAUUAGCGGCCGAGAGCUCUGGUAGCGACUGGGAGGGGGACAUGGGAGCCGAUAACUCGAAAUACGCCGAUGGCGAGGGCGGACAGGUGGCUUAUAUCGCCCAGCGGACCCAGGUUGGGCGUGCAAAGGCCAUUACAGCCAAUAAGGUGCUGGGCGGUGCCACCAAGCUCGAUAUCAAGUUGCCACCGAAAGCUUCCCGCGCUGACGCCACGGACUAUGAGUUCAUCAAGAGCUCGCUGGUGAACCUGCUGCUGUUCAGCCGGCUGGACCGUAUCACCGCGAACCGCAUUGUGGCGGAAAUGUAUGCCCUGCCGGUGCAAGCGGGCGAAAUCCUCAUUCAGCAGGGUGACUCGGGCGAUGCAGCAACCAAGCUUUUUGUUGUGCGGAGUGGCAAGUUCGAGGUGCUGGAGCGCCGGAAGGAUGUGAUGUUUAAGGUCAACACCAAGGAGCGCGGUGACGUGUUCGGCGAGAUCAGUCUGAUGUACGACUGCCCACGCUCCGCCACCGUGGCGGCCACAACGGACGCCAGCGUCUGGGUGCUGGAGCGCGACGUCUUCCGGCAUUUUGUGCAGGCGUCCGUGGAAGACGAGAAGGGUCAAAUCCAGCUCUUCCUGAACAGCGUGCCGCUGCUGUCCUCGCUGCGGCCAGAUGAGAAGAUGCUGCUGGUGGAUGCGUUUCAAGAGGAGGCGUUUGUGGCGGGCGCGCGUGUGAUCAUGGAGGGCGACGUGGGCGACAAGUUCUACAUCAUCAAAGAGGGCGAGGCGCAGGUGAUCCAGGGCGACAGAGAGGUGAACCGACUAUUCCGCUCGGACUUUUUCGGCGAGCAGGCGCUGCUGCAGGAUGAGCCCCGGAAAGCCACCGUACGCGCGCUGACGCCGCUGGUGUGCUUGACGCUAGACCGCCGCACCUUCGUGGCGGUGUUGGGGCCGCUGCAGGACAUCAUGGCGAAGGAGAAGAGCCCCGAGGUGGUGAACCAGCGUAUGGCCAAGUUGAAACCCCAGGGCAGCGCCGCGCACCGGCGGCCGGUUGCGGAGGUGAUCAUCAAGUAUGAUGCCGCGCGACGGUCCAUUGUGUGCGAUGGCCACUUGGACGAGGUGGUGGAGCUGCGCCGUGGCGGCCAGAAGAUGGCGGCCGAGCUGCGUGACGCGGAAAGGAAGCUGGUGCUUGUGGAGGGCGAGCUGCUGGGCGAGGGUGCGUUCAGCCGCGUCUGCAAGGUGACAGAGGAGACCACCGGCCGCGUGUUCGCGCUGAAGCGCAUGGCCAAGUCUGCGGCGCUGCAGUGCCCGGAGCACGUGUUCUGCGAGCAGCACAUCACGCGCAACAUUGCGCACCCGUUCUGUCUGCGCCAGUACGCCUCGUUCCAGGAUAAGGCCAACCUGUACAUGCUGUUCGACCUGAUGCCCGGCGGCGAUCUCAUGGAUGUGCUGGUGGCGGAGGCCAAGGUGAUCAAGUACCCAGUGGCAGACAAGAACUCGCUGCGCAAGGGCUGCCUGGCGCCCAAGAUGAAGAUGUGGCAGGGCAUGGAGGAGCCCAUGUCCAAGUUCUACAUCGCCUCCAUCGUGCUGGCGCUCGAGUACCUGCACGACAACUCCAUUGCCUUCCGUGACCUCAAGCCCGAGAACGUGCUCAUCGACGGCCAGGGCUACGUCAAGCUGGGCGACUUCGGCUUCGCCAAGCAGGUCGACCUGGGUGGCCGCACCUACACCUUCUGUGGCACGCCCGGCUACGUUGCCCCCGAGAACGUUAUGGGGAGAGGCUACAACCACUCCGUGGACUGGUGGACGCUGGGUGUGCUCAUGUACGUGCUGCUCACGGCGCGGCAGCCGUUCACGUCGCCCAAGACGCAGGACCCCAUGGAGGUCAUGCGCCGCAUCGUGGACGACCGCUGGCCCAUCAAGUACCCGCCCUACAUGUCCGACGAGGCGCGCGACCUCAUCUCGCACCUGCUGGAGCGCAAGCCCGUGAAGCGCAUCGGCAUGCUGCAGGGCAAGGCCCGCGACAUCAAGAUGCACCCCUGGUUCGCGGGCUUUGACUGGGACGCGCUGGCAGCGCGCCGCAUGGACCCGCCGCGCAAGCCCAAGGAGGCGGACAGCGCCAAGCGCAAGACGGAGCUGGCGGAGGCGCACCGCGCCGAGCCGCGCGAGCUGCAAACCAUCUCGCCGCAGGAGGCGGCCGAGUGGGACCGCGUGUUCAAGGACUUUUAAGCGGGCCGCACCACUGCCCGCAGCGGGCAGACCGGCGCAGCAGGCGGCGCAGAUGGCGCAGCAUACGCCGCGGCCUCGGUUCGCGGUGGGGGCCGCGCGGAUUCUUGUAGCACUGGAAGUUGCGCAGUCCACAGCUCUCUGGCCGGCCUGCGGUUUUAUAUGACUGGGGUGAAUGGCGUGGGUACCUGCUUCAUGGUAGGUGUGAAUUGGGGCGGUGAAGUGCAAGACGCGAGGGCUUUCCUGCGGGUGCCGUGGGUGGACUGGAAUGCCAUUGCAUGGGGCCAUCACUGGGUGGACUUGGGAAGGCGGGGUAAGUUACACGGUCAAACCAUGACUCCGCUGAACAAAGCGCAGACAAUGACGAUGACUUGAUGAGCUGCAAGGAGCGCGCGCUUGCCCAUGGUGCUGUGGGCGGGAAUGCUAUUGCAAGGCAUCAAGGGGUUUGUUUGUGGACAUCAGUUCCAGCCAGUUCUUUCAUUCGUAGAUUGUGUGAGUUGAGGCAACGGCUCUUGUGGACACGAUGCGGAUUUGCAUCGUAGGGCGGCGCAAGUAAUGCAGACGGUAGAUGGUGCAUCAUAGCGGACAAGUGACAAAAAUUGGACAGCGUAGUUGCUGAAGCGUAAAUGUCUCUGUAAGGGAUGGUUCUGGGUCCUGUCCCAUGUAGAAUCCGUGUCCUGAUUCUCUUCUGGUGUGAUGCCAUGCACGUCGCACGUGUCACCUGCGCCUGUUAAUGGUGUGGUGGGCCGGGUCACGAAGUCGGAUGUCCACGGAUGCAUCUGGGAGAGGACCAGGCGAACGUCAUGCCCUGCAAUCGAGCUGUCUCGUUGAAGCCUACUUGAACUUGCACAUCAGCAGAGGCUAAUUAGGGAUGCGCGAGAAACGUCCUACUAACCAGGCGAACUUUCAAAUUCUCUAUGAGCUCGGCCUUUCACCUGCCCCGUUGCAAUUGCCCGAGGAUUCUCACUUGCUGUAAGGCUUGUAAUAAAUGCGUGUCCCAGUGGGACCUUUUGACAUGUCAGAUAGUUUGCUCG